AUGUUUUCCGUGUCGCUGCUCAUGACCCUCGGAGCGACGGCCGUCGCCGCUGUUCCAUCCGGCGCCAGAUCGCUCAUGUCUGGCAGCGUCAAAUGCCCUGUGGUCCUCGAGGGUCGGAUUCCCGCUUCAGCUGCCCCCACUGACUUUGACGUCAACAACGACCUCUUCAACUCGGGCUAUGUCAAGGGCAACAACCUGACAUGGAGCGAUAUCCUGCUCUUCCCGGAGGUCCCAAACUCGCGAUUCGAUAACGCAUCGUACAAGUCCGUGGAGGUCACCAUCAGCGACGAGUCCAUUUUCCAGAAACAGUACGGCUUCCGCCGCGCGGGGCUCCAGUUUGCCAACGAUACCAACGAGGGCAGCCUAGGCUACCAGGGCCUCAGAACACUGCACUGGAGUGUCAAGCAGGACUCCGCGCGCGCACUGAACCUGAGCCACGAGUAUCUGAACGUCUGGCACGAGGCUGCCGAUUACUCAAGAGACCAAAUCAUGUUCCAGACGGGGCAGAUGCUCGCAUACCCAGACAUGCCAGCGGACACCUUCAAGUUCUUCGACCGCAAUUCCAAGCUACUGUGGUCCGUCCCGAUCGACUUUACGUGCUGGCAAAACUUUGCCAUCACGUUGGACAUCGAUUCCAACCUCGUCCAGAUCUACUACUCCCUCGGCGAUGCGGCCCUGAAAGCGGUCACCGGCUUUGUGCCUGCUGACUUGUCCGGUGAAGGUCAAUUCCAACUAGGAAUGAUCAAGAAGCCCACUGGGACCGACGAUGUCGUCAAUAGCGGGUUCCAGGAGUCCCCACUUAACGAGGGUCAGAUUUAUGGCGGUAUAUUCGUGGAAGAUAGCACGGGCGGCUGCGUGUCGCUGUGA
Diaporthe batatas is the source of this 867-nucleotide messenger RNA. RefSeq lists its product as uncharacterized. Lineage: Eukaryota; Fungi; Ascomycota; Sordariomycetes; Diaporthales; Diaporthaceae. The transcript has 2 exons. Bases 1 to 867 code for a protein of 288 amino acids. The record is from RefSeq and is a predicted model, not a curated record.